UUACAAACAGCCAUUAAUUCCCAGGGUAGAUGGUCAAGAGAGUUCGCGCCAUUAACGUGCUGCGUCAAUUUCCCUCCUCUUUCCUUCUUUCUUUCGUUUCUGUUCCGUCCCCAUUUUCUUUCUAGCUGUGCCUGGGCACCUGAGAUGCCCAGGAACCCUCCUCACGCAAUGAAUAUUGCAUCGAAGACCGGGUUACUUUUAUUUACGGGGAAUUCCCACCCUGACUUGGCGAGACUUGUGGCGAGCCGUCUAGGAUUGGAGCUUGCACCAUGUUCAGUGAGAAAUGACGAGAAUGCAGAAACUAAAGUAGAUAUAGAUUGUUCUGUCAGAGGACAAGAUGUCUUCAUCAUUCAGACUGGAAGCAAAGAGGUGAACACCAGUAUUAUGGAGCUGCUGAUCAUGAUGUAUGCGUGUAAGACGUCCUGUGCAGAGAGUAUUGUAGCUGUCAUCCCCUACCUGCCGUACAGCAAACAGAGUAAGAUGAGAAAAAGAGGAUCCAUCCCCGCCAAACUACUUGCCAGUCUACUGUGUAAAGCAGGCAUGACACACCUGAUCACAAUGGAUCUCCACGCUAAGGAAAUCCAGGGUUUCUUUGAUGUCCCUGUGGACAACUUGAGAGCAUCACCUUUCCUCCUGCAGUACAUACAGGAACAGAUCCCAGACUACAGAAAUGCAGUCAUAGUUGCUAAGAACCCAGGAUCUGCAAGAAGAGCACAGUCGCUUGCCGAGAGGCUGCGGCUGGGGCUGGCUGUCAUCCACGGCGAAACCAAAGAGGCAGAGUCAGAUGCGAUCGACGGGCGCCACUCGCCUCCGCCGGUCGUCGCUCAGAAUACUGGGUUAGAAUGGCCUAGUGGACGCUAUUGGUCAGCUGACUUUGGAAUCGGAGUCCCAAUGCUAACGGCCAAGGAAAAACCUCCCAUCAACGUUGUAGGAGAUGUAGGGGGCCGCAUAGCCAUCAUUGUGGAUGACAUCAUCGACGAUGUGGAGACUUUUGUUGCGUGUGCGUCCAUGUUGAAAGACAGAGGCGCGUACAAGAUCUAUGCCAUGGCGACCCACGGUCUGCUGUCAUCGGACGCCCCCAGACUGCUGGAGGAAUCUACCAUUGACGAGAUUGUGGUUACCAACUCGGUGUCACAUGAGGUGCAGAAGCUGCAGUGCCACAAGAUCAAGACAGUGGACAUAAGUGUGCUGAUCUCCGAGGCCAUCCGACGUAUCCACAACCAAGAGUCCAUGUCCUACCUGUUCAGAAACAUUACUAUGGAGGACUAGAGUAUACAUGUAUAGGGCUAUAGGUUUGUUGAGGGUUAGGAGAUGGGUUUGAAUUAUGCGUUGCAUUUGACUUCUGGUUUGUUGUAGACCUAACUUGCACAGAUUGCGUGAUUUAACACUUUGUUUGUUGUGGUAUUUUUGAAAACCAGGUAAAAGUUACUCGAGAAUGAACUUGUGCAUGGGUUGACUUUCUACUACAAUAUAUAUAUAUAUUACGCAAACAUAGAUAUUAAUGUAUGAUGAACAAAAAGAUACUCCAUAAAAGACAGUUUAUAAACUUUCAGACAGUAAAUGUCACAGUAUAUGCAUGUUAGACUUUAGAUACACAGUAGUAUGUUAAAAAGAAACCUUAAAUGUUACUGAUAGAGGUAUUGAAAGGUAUCAUCCAUUUUUAAGAAAAACCCUGUUGUCAACUUCGGUUAGAAUGUUCUAGAAUGAAGUAACAUAUAUAGGAUGCUGCUAUCUGGAGUAUAAAGACAGUUUAGUGCAAGGCUGUCAGACAUACAGUGUGUUCUGAAAAGUUUAUUGUUACAAAGAAGGUACAGGUUUUAUUUAUGUACCUGGGAUUUUGUGGUUCCAAAGUUUGGUACCACCAUGCUUUUUGUAUGAAAUUUUAUGUGUAUGUUUCAGAGUUAAGUGUACAUGUAUGAUAGGUCCUCACAGGCUCAAGGACUGACAAAGAGAGUUUGAAACAGAUGUCUAUGAUGUAAAGGUAUGUACAUGUUCCAGUAAGAAACAGAGGAAGGAAUAAUGUUGGAUAGCCAGAGAUUACUGUACGAUGGCACAACAAAAAGUAGUCUGUAUUCUGAGAGCUUUAAGUAAAGAUGCUUUGGAAGCAGUAACAGUUGAUUCAACUUGUCACAGUAAAUUGAUAUUUGAUGAAAAUUUGAUGACCAGGGAAAAUUUCUGCCUGGAAAGUAAAAAUCGUGAUCAAACGUAUUACAGCAACCUGCUUUAAUGAUUUUAUUACAGUGGUGGAUACAGACAGUGGUUGCCUGACAUGCUGACCUGAUAAUCCUAACCACUCUUCCAAGAGUUUAAUGCCUGAAAAAUGUGCUGUUUCUACAAUACAAAGCUCUUGCAAUGCAGACUACAAUUGUUGGUGUUGCACUACGACUGGUGUACAGCCCCAAAUCUGUAUGUUCCUGUAUAUCUAACCUACAAGCACAGACAUGUCAGAUGAAAAGUAGACAACAUUCUUUCAUGGAAAUUUUGUGAUUCAAUCUGUAGCUUCUGCAUUGACCUGACGUGAUUGACUUGCAGCUUCCUGUGAAGCAAAUUAAACGUGUGAUGAAUUAA
Molecule: messenger RNA, 2568 nt
Organism: Branchiostoma belcheri (Belcher's lancelet)
Lineage: Eukaryota; Metazoa; Chordata; Leptocardii; Amphioxiformes; Branchiostomatidae
Product: phosphoribosyl pyrophosphate synthase-associated protein 2-like
Exons: 11
Coding region: 145-1269 (374 amino acids)
Biological process (GO): purine nucleotide biosynthetic process; 5-phosphoribose 1-diphosphate biosynthetic process
Cellular component (GO): ribose phosphate diphosphokinase complex; cytoplasm
Molecular function (GO): magnesium ion binding; ribose phosphate diphosphokinase activity
Source: RefSeq, a predicted model, not a curated record